Messenger RNA from Octodon degus (degu), 1656 nucleotides. RefSeq names its product autoimmune regulator (gene Aire). Gene Ontology annotation, biological process: humoral immune response; regulation of transcription by RNA polymerase II. The record is from RefSeq and is a predicted model, not a curated record. Lineage: Eukaryota; Metazoa; Chordata; Mammalia; Rodentia; Octodontidae. The coding region runs from base 1 to 1656 and encodes 551 amino acids. Gene Ontology annotation, cellular component: nucleus; cytoplasm. The transcript has 14 exons. Gene Ontology annotation, molecular function: translation regulator activity; DNA binding; DNA-binding transcription factor activity, RNA polymerase II-specific.
AUGGCUGGGGAGGUCCGGGCAGGUGGGGACACGGUGCUGAGGCGCCUGCUGAGGCUGCACCGCACGGAGAUUGCAGUGGCCGUGGACAGCGCCUUCCCGCUGCUGCACUCGCUGGCUGACCACGAUGUCAUCCCUGAGGACAAAUUCAAGGAGACACUGCGGCUGAAGGAGAAGGAGGGCUGUCCUCAGGCCUUCCACGCCCUCCUAUCCUGGCUGCUGACCCAGGACACCACGACCAUCACCGAUUUCUGGAGGGUCCUCUUCAAAGACUACCACCUGCAGCGGUAUGGUGGGCUGCGGCCCAUCCUGGAGAGCUUCCCAAAAGAUGUGGACCUUAGCCAGCCUCGGAAGGGAAGGAAGCCCCCCAGUGGCUCUAAGACCCCUGUGCCACCACCCAGACAUCCCACCAAGAGGAAGGCCCUGGAGGAGCAACGAGCCACCCCACCAGCAGCCCUGACCCCAAGGAGCACCCCAAGCCCAGGCUCCCAGCUGAAGGUCAAGCCCCCCAAGAAGCCAGAGGGCAACUUGGAGGUUCAGCGCCUGCCCCUGGGGAAUGGAGUUCAGACCAUGUCAGCUUCUGUUCAGAGGGCGGUGGCUGUAUCCUCAGGGGAUAUCGCUGGAGCCCGUGGGGCUGUGGAGGGCAUCCUCAUCCAGCAGGUGUUCGAGUCAGGGGGCUCCAAGAAGUGCAUCCAGGUUGGAGGAGAGUUUUAUACCCCCAGCAAGUUCGAAGACUCUGGCGGCAGCAAGAACAAGACCCGAAGCAGUGGUGGGGCCCCAAAACCUCUGGUCCGGGCCAAGGGGGCCCAGGGCUCUGCCCCUGUUGGAGGAGAGCCACGGCUCGGCCAACAGGCCAACAUCCCUGCCAAUGCAGCCCUUGCCAGUGAGCCCCAGUCCCACCAGAAGAAUGAGGAUGAGUGUGCCGUGUGCCGGGACGGUGGGGAACUCAUCUGCUGUGAUGGCUGUCCCCGGGCCUUCCACCUGGCCUGCCUGUCCCCACCCCUGCGGGAGAUCCCCAGUGGAACCUGGAGGUGUUCAUGCUGCCUGCAGGGGAGAGACCAGCAGGCCCUGGGCCAGGCCCAGGAAUCCCGGCUCCCAGAGCCACCUGCAGAGAUCCUGGUCCUCCAGGGGCCUCAGGCCUCUGGUGAGGAUGUGAGGGCCCUGCCCAGGGAACCCCACUCCGACCCUACUAUCUCCUACACGCACUUGCUGGCCCCACCUCCUGCAGCCCCCCUGCCCCUGCUGGAGUCCUCAGUUCUGCGUCCCCUGCUGAGUGCCGUCCCUGAGGGGCAGCAGGGCCGGGCACCUGGUGCGCGGUGUGGGGUAUGCGGGGAUGGCACCGACGUGCUGCGGUGCACAUACUGCGCUGCUGCCUUCCACUGGCUCUGCCACUUCCCGGGGGUCACAGCGCGGCCAGGGACUGGCCUGCGCUGCAAGUCCUGUUCCCUAGACCGAGACCCCACGGAGGCAGCACCUGCCUCCAGCACUCCAUGCAACCCAGGGCAGCCCAAGGUGGAUGACAGCCAAGCUGGACAAGAGCCUGUCCUGCACCGGGAGGACCUGGAAUCUCUCCUAAGUGAGCACUCCUUUGAUGGCAUCCUGCAGUGGGCCAUCCAGAGCAUGGCUCGCCCGCUGGCUGAGGCACCGACCUUCUCCUGA